CACAUGUGAGGGGUGAUGACCAGAAGAUAGAGGACAUUCCUACAGAUAACCACCCAGAUGACUGUACCAGGAGUUCAGAGGGACGUGUGAUAACAUCCAAUCAUAAAAAAAAUGCUAUGGCUCAAGAUACAUAUGAAGAACAUAUUAUUAUCCCACAGGUAUCCUCAGCCCUUUACAAAAAAGAUCUAUCAUCUGGUCUUGUUCAACAGGUCCGAUCUUCUAAUUCAUUACAGUCUGGAACACAAAAUAAAAGUCAUAGAAGUGAUGAACAUCAAAGGCUUCAUUCAGGGAAAAAUACAUUUUUAUGUUCAGAAUGUGGGAAGUGUUUUAAACAUAAAUCAGCUCUUCAUAAACAUGAGAGAAUUCACACAGGGGAGAAGCCAUUUUCGUGUUCAGAAUGUGGGAAAUGUUUUAAAUAUAAAUCAUCUCUUGAUAUACAUCAAAGAAUUCACACAGGGGAGAAGCCAUAUUCAUGUCCAGAAUGUGAAAAAUGUUUUACUCAGAAGAAACUCCUUGUUUCCCAUCAAAGAACUCACACAGGGGAGAAGCCAUUUAUAUGUUCAGAAUGUGAGAAAUGUUUUACACAUAAAUCAGCUUUUCUUACACAUCAAACAACUCACACAGGGAAGAAGCCAUAUCCAUGUCCAGAAUGUGAGAAAUGUUUUUCUCUGAAGUCAAACCUUGUUCACCAUCAAAGAAUUCACACAGGGGAAAAACCAUUUAUAUGUUCAGAAUGUGGGAAAUGUUUUAGACAUAAAUCAGAUCGUGUUACUCAUCAGAGAAUUCACACAGGAGAGAAACCAUUUUUAUGCUCAGAAUGUGGGAAAUAUUUUACUCAGAAGCAACACCUUGUUUCCCAUCUAAGAAAUCACACAGGGGAAAAACCAUUUCUAUGUUCAGAAUGUGGGAAAUGUUUUAAAGAUAAAUCAGGUCUUGGUAAACAUCAGAGACUUCACACAAGGGAGACGCUGUUUAUAUGUUAAAAAAAAGAAGGUGGAAAAUCUAAUCUUGUUCUAGAUCAGCAACUUCACAAAGAAGAGAAACCAUAUUCAUGUUCAGAAUGUGGAAAAUGUUUUACUUGAAAAAAAUAUUUUGGUGCAUAGCAGAAAAUUCACACAGGAGAGAAGACAUAUUCAUGUUCAGAAUGUGGGGAAUGUUUUUUUUUUUACUGAAGUCAAGCCUUGCUUACUAUCAGAGCACUCACACAGGGGAGAAGCCAUAUUCAUAUUCAGAAUGUGGGAAAUGUUUUUCACCUAAAUCAAACCUUGCUUACCAUCAGAAAACUCACACAGGGGAGAAACCAUUGUCAUGUUCACAAUGUGGGAAGUGUUUUAGAAGUAAAUCAUAUCUCGUAAUACAUCAAAGAACGCACACUAGGGAGAAGCCACAUUCAUUUUCAGAAUAUGGGAAAUGUGCUGCAGAUAAAUCAGCUCUUGUUAAACAUCAGACAAUUCACAAAGGGGAGAAAUAAUUUUAAUGGGUCUUAUGUAAAAAAUGUUUUCACGUUCUUUUUGUGUUUCUGUAACAGACCUACUUUGUUUCAUUGCUAUCCAAGAUGUUUGUUCCAUGAGAAAUACUGGGAUAUACACAUUCUCAUCUACUAUAUGGUGUCUUUUAGUUUCACCUGUACAUUCACAUGCGGUUUGUUAUAAUAAACUAUUUACUUGAAUAUAAAAAAAGUUUUCACCAAAAGUUAGCUGUAUUGGCAUA
Messenger RNA from Bufo gargarizans (Asiatic toad), 1710 nucleotides. RefSeq names its product gastrula zinc finger protein XlCGF64.1-like. The transcript has 2 exons. The coding region runs from base 117 to 983 and encodes 288 amino acids. The record is from RefSeq and is a predicted model, not a curated record. Gene Ontology annotation, biological process: negative regulation of transcription by RNA polymerase II. Lineage: Eukaryota; Metazoa; Chordata; Amphibia; Anura; Bufonidae. Gene Ontology annotation, molecular function: DNA-binding transcription repressor activity, RNA polymerase II-specific.